Molecule: messenger RNA, 316 nt
Organism: Anisakis simplex (herring worm)
Lineage: Eukaryota; Metazoa; Nematoda; Chromadorea; Rhabditida; Anisakidae
Source: the annotation of a GenBank genome assembly
GAAGGAAGCUGGUGAUAAAUACAAAUUGGAAGUUGAAAAGGUCGAGAAUGAGCGGCCAGAGCAAGCAGACGCAUCACUUGAUCUCNUGGAGAGUCAAGAGCGAGAACUCGAUGAGAUGAAAGUGAACAAUCAGUUGGAGUUGGACAGGCUCAAAGCGGAGCUAACGAAUUUGGAAGCGAAGUAUCAAAACGAACUGGAUGAUGAAAGAGAUCAAUUCAAUCAGAAUUUGGAAGGUAUGAAAGCAGAAGAAGAGAAUCUGCGUAAUAAGUUGACGGUUGCUGAAAAGAAGUUGGCGGAUGCAUUGGAACACGAAAAA